ACCACGUCCUUCUGCCCAGCCCUCGCCGCACCACACACAGCGCGGGCUUCUCGCGCUCGGCACCGGCGGGCCGGGCGCGUCCAGCCUUCAUUUAUCAAGCAGCUUUUCGGAAAAUGCAUUCGCUGUUCGGAGUUUAAUCAGAGGAGGAUUCCUGCCCCGGUCCCCGGCUCGUCGUCCACCGGCCCCCGGUCCCUGUCUCUCUCCCGUGGAGGCGUGAAGCGGUCCCGCGGACAGAGAUCCAUGUCUGUGCCCGCGCGUGUGUGUGCGCGUGUAAAUUGCCGAGAGGGGGAAAAUCACAGGACUUCUGCAAAUACUGGACUGAAAAUUGUAAUUCAUUUGCCGCCGCCGCUGCCUUUCUUUGCUCGUGCUCUUGAGAUCUCCGGUUGGGAUUCCUACGGAUUGACAUUUCUGUGAAGGAGAAGUCUGGGAAUCAAACUGGAAAUUCUCCUCAUUUUUACACCCUCCGCCCCCAACUCCUGAUUCAUUUGGAAGUUUCACAGCAGCUAUCACUGGAGAGUUCUGAAGAUUGAUGGAAUCUUUGCCUUAUGCAUUUGUUUUCACAGAAAAGGAAACUUGACAGAGGAUCAUGCUGUCCUGAAAAAAUACAACAUCACGGAGGAAGUAGACUGAUACUAACAAUAAUUAAUAAUGUGCCUCAUGAAAUAAAGAUCCGAAAGGAAUUUAAAUAAAAAUUUCCUGCAUCUCAUGCCAAGAGGGAAACACCAGAAUCAAGUGUUCCGCGUGACUGAAGACACCCCCUCAUCCAAGAAUGCAAAGCACAUCCAAUAAAAUAGCUGGAUUAUAACUAUUCUUCUCUCGUGCGGGGCCGUGGGGCGGGAAGCGUGGGCGAGAGGUGCUGUUGGUACCCGGCUGCUUUUCCGUGGCGGAAGGAUGGCGCACGCUGGGAGAACAGGGUAUGAUAACCGGGAGAUAGUGAUGAAGUACAUCCACUAUAAGCUGUCGCAGAGGGGCUACGAGUGGGAUGCCGGAGACGCGGGCGCCGCGUCCCCGGGGGCCGCCCCCGCGCCGGGCAUCUUCUCCCAGCCCGGGCGCACCCCAGCGCCAUCCAGGACCUCCCCGCCGCCGCCCCAGACCGCUCCCGCCGCCCCCGCCGGGGGGCCUGCGCUCAGCCCCGUGCCACCUGUGGUCCACCUGACCCUGCGCCAGGCCGGUGAUGAUUUUUCUCGUCGCUACCGGCGCGACUUCGCCGAGAUGUCCAGCCAGCUGCACCUGACGCCCUUCACCGCGAGGGGACGCUUUGCCACGGUGGUGGAGGAGCUCUUCAGGGAUGGAGUGAACUGGGGGAGGAUUGUGGCCUUCUUUGAGUUCGGUGGGGUCAUGUGUGUGGAGAGCGUCAACCGGGAGAUGUCCCCCCUGGUGGACAGCAUCGCCCUGUGGAUGACUGAGUACCUGAACCGACACCUGCACACCUGGAUCCAGGAUAACGGAGGCUGGGAUGCCUUUGUGGAGCUGUACGGUCCCAGCAUGCGGCCUCUGUUUGAUUUCUCCUGGCUGUCUCUGAAGGCACUGCUCAGUCUGGCCCUGGUGGGAGCUUGCGUCACCCUGGGUGCCUAUCUGGGCCAUAAGUGAAGUCCACAAGCCGGCCACACACACAUAUGCAAAAGGUUCACUAAAGCAGUAGAAAUAAUAUGCAUUGUCACUGAUGUACCAUGAAGCGAAGCUGUGGUCUCUUAAAAACAAAAACAAACCACCACCAACAACGAAAAAACAGCUUUCAGGCUCAACGUCGAAUCAGCUACUUACUGCCAAAGGGAAAUACAAUUUAUUUUUUACAUUAUU
Messenger RNA from Lipotes vexillifer (Yangtze River dolphin), 1800 nucleotides. It is a transcript of the gene BCL2, whose product is annotated as BCL2 apoptosis regulator. Gene Ontology annotation, molecular function: BH domain binding. Lineage: Eukaryota; Metazoa; Chordata; Mammalia; Artiodactyla; Lipotidae. The record is from RefSeq and is a predicted model, not a curated record. Bases 892 to 1590 code for a protein of 232 amino acids. Gene Ontology annotation, cellular component: mitochondrial outer membrane. Gene Ontology annotation, biological process: release of cytochrome c from mitochondria; extrinsic apoptotic signaling pathway in absence of ligand; negative regulation of apoptotic process. The transcript has 3 exons.